AAAGUCAAAUUAUGGCUUGAGGGAUUUGUGAAGAAGAAUAUAAUAGUUAAUGGUGUUACUUCUAAGAUGAUAGGAUUCUGUGGGAUUGUUUAUAAGCGUACUUACAGAAAUGCAAUUAAAAAAGUGCAAGAAAUGUUAUAUCAAAAGAUAGGCAGUUUAUACAAAAUAAUCCAUGGUGAAUGGCUUAACUAUGAGAUUUUCAUGAAAAGUAAUCCUAUCGAGAUAUUAUGGAGAAGAUUCAUAAAAUGCGCUAUAAAAAUUACAAAAGAUAAAAACCUCUCAGUAGAUAAUGAAAUGAAGGAAAAAAUAUGCUCUGAUUUUGCUCGAUAUCCUAGCGA
This is a messenger RNA of Funneliformis geosporum, 338 nucleotides long. The record is from the annotation of a GenBank genome assembly. NCBI's taxonomy places the organism in Eukaryota, Fungi, Glomeromycota, Glomeromycetes, Glomerales, Glomeraceae.